Calliphora vicina (urban bluebottle blowfly) is the source of this 1519-nucleotide messenger RNA. It is a transcript of the gene Hakai, whose product is annotated as E3 ubiquitin-protein ligase Hakai. NCBI's taxonomy places the organism in Eukaryota, Metazoa, Arthropoda, Insecta, Diptera, Calliphoridae. Bases 72 to 1394 code for a protein of 440 amino acids. Gene Ontology annotation, molecular function: ubiquitin protein ligase activity. The transcript has 3 exons. The record is from RefSeq and is a predicted model, not a curated record. Gene Ontology annotation, biological process: protein ubiquitination; regulation of cell adhesion.
CUAUAAGGAAAAUAAAAUUAGAAUAUAUUUAACAAAAGCACUUUAAUUCAUCUGAAAUACCAAGUGCAAUAAUGGAUGGUGAAGAUGGUGUCGUCAAAAGGGGUCGAGGCCGUGGACGGGGUACUAGAGCUCGUGGCCGAGGUCGUGGACGCGGUCGUGGUAGAGGCAAAAAAGCCGCAAUAGUUGUGUCUAGUGAUGAAGAAGUUUCAUUGGAUCAGUCAUUUGAAGGUAGUACGGGUGUUGUCGUGGAAGAUGGUGAUGUUACAGCGGGAAGUGGAGCGAAUGUAUUGCUUGAAACAAGUGAAGAUGCGGUCAUGAACGACUUAACUACGACAAAUGAAACGGUAGAAGUUCCCGCUAGUAUAACCAGUGUAGGAAAUACAACAACGGAGACAACCAUUGCCGCUGUUGCUACACAACCGGAACAACCUCCGACAACUGCUGUUCCACCAACAAACAAUAUUGUACCACAGACAAUUGAUAUGGAAGCCGAUAUAUCUCAGCUGGAGGCGCCGACAUUUACAACUAUUUGUAGAGGUCCUCCGGAACCAAUGCUCCGACUUAAGUGGAAUCAUAAAGUCAAUUUGAUUGGAGAAAAGGUUUUAAAUCCCAUGAUUCAUAUUUGUGAUCAGUGUGAUAAACCCAUUUUACACUACGGUCGUAUGAUUCCUUGCAAACAUGUAUUCUGUUUAAAAUGUGCUCGUACCGAACCAGUCAAAGUGUGCCCCCGUUGCAAUGAUAAGGUAAUACGUGUAGAACAAUCAGGCCUUGGAACUGUAUUUAUGUGUACACACAGUGGUAGUAGAUAUGGAAAUACCGGGUGCAGAAGGACAUAUCUGUCACAAAGAGACUUACAGGCACAUAUUAAUCAUCGCCACGUUACUCAACCACCACCACCGCCUCCACCGGCACCUAUACCACCAUCGGGAGAUCUCAAACCCGAUUCAGGCAUGCAACGCAAAUUAUCUGAAUCGUCUGUUACAGUGACACCCAUACAAGCUCCCUCUACUUUAUUAGCUCAACGUGCCCCCUUACGGUCUACCAGUAACAUUGGCUCAAUUGCUCCCCCUGGUUCCUCAUCACUGCAAACAACACCUACUCAUUCCUCUUUAACACAAGCCAACUUGGCACGCAUCAAUAAUGCCAAUGCUCAAGAUUGUCAUCAGGGUAAGGUGGCUUUGCAUCAAUCGCUCAAAAAGACUCCCCUUAGCCAGGGCCACCAUCAGCCAUCAGAAUCGGUUGCGGAUGCUUCUUAUUAUAGCAGCGUUUUAAAUUCAUUUGGCAGUGCAGGAGGUGGUACUUCUUCAGGAAAUAAUCCUCCUUACGAAGGUGCCACAUCUAAUCAGGCAGCAGGACAGAGUUCUUGGCAACAGCAACAACAAUAUUACAGAUGAGAAUUGCGGAAAAAUGUAACAAAAAACAACGUAUUAAUACAAGCUCAUAAAAAAUGUAAUUAACCAAUGGAAAGCACUUGAACAACAAACAAUAAAAGGCCAAAUUCGAAGUUUUCAUGAAUACA